This is a messenger RNA of Trifolium pratense (red clover), 1569 nucleotides long. RefSeq names its product polyadenylate-binding protein-interacting protein 9. Lineage: Eukaryota; Viridiplantae; Streptophyta; Magnoliopsida; Fabales; Fabaceae. The record is from RefSeq and is a predicted model, not a curated record. Gene Ontology annotation, molecular function: RNA binding. The transcript is spliced from 10 exons. The coding region runs from base 427 to 1320 and encodes 297 amino acids.
AUACAAGGAAGGGCCAAGACAGUGUAAGUGUAAGCUAAAGCCAAAGCCUUUGUUAUUCCAAACACCAAACUCUCUCCUCUCUCUCUCUCAGAUGAUUCAUCUAAAAACCCUAAUUCUCUCUGUUUCCAUUUCUGGGUCAAUGUAUAUUUUCUAAAACCAAUUUCCAAGAAUAAUAAAAAAAGUUUGAUUUUUUCUUAUUUUCGGUUUUUCUCAAACUGGGUACUCAUAAAAUCACCUGAUCACAUUUCUUCUUUUGUAAAUUCUACAUUUUUAAUUAAUUUAUUUUUCUGGGCUUCUAUAAAUAAGCGAUUCUCUUCAAUUACUCAAAUUUGUCUUUUCAUUACUAGUCUAAAAAUUUAAUCUUUUUUGUUUUUUAAGCUUAAUCUUUUUGAGGGUUUUUGUGGGUUUGUCUUUGAUUUUUCAUCCAUGGCUACGGUUGUUGCUGACAUUUCAGCUGAUGCAAACAAAAUGGACUCAAAACCAAAGGCUGAAUCUGAAUUCAGUGUUCAGAAACUUGUUGACAUGUUCACAAAGUUGAAUCCUUUGGCUAAGGAGUUUUUUCCUUCUUCUUAUUCUCCUAAUCAUGAUCAGACUCGUCAGGGUUAUAAUCUGCUUACUCCUAACAAUUUUCUGGUUAAUACUAAGCCAUCUGCUAAUGAUAAUAACCCAAAUAAUCGAAGGAGGAGAAACAAUUUUACUCAAGGGAGGAGAAGGUUGAAUGGAAGAUCACUAAAGGCUCAAAGGGAAGAUAGCGUUAGAAGAACCGUAUAUGUUUCUGAUAUUGAUCAGCAUGUUACUGAGGAGCGGCUUGCAGCCUUAUUCACCAACUGUGGACAAGUCAUUGAUUGCCGAAUUUGUGGUGAUCCGCAUUCAGUUCUUCGUUUUGCUUUUGUCGAGUUUUCAGAUGAACAUGGAGCAAGGGCUGCUUUGAACCUUGGUGGUACUGUGCUCGGAUACUAUCCAGUUAGGGUCCUUCCUUCAAAAACUGCUAUCCUUCCUGUGAAUCCUACAUUCCUUCCUAGGUCAGAUGAUGAGCGGGAAAUGUGUACCAGGACUGUCUAUUGUACAAAUAUUGACAAAAAGAUUUCUCAAGCUGAAGUGAAGAAUUUUUUUGAAUCAGCUUGUGGCGAGGUUACGCGCUUGAGGCUUUUGGGGGACCAGGUGCAUUCAACUCGAAUUGCUUUUGUGGAAUUUGCAAUUGCAGACAGUGCCAUCGUUGCACUUAACUGUAGCGGCAUGCUCUUGGGAACCCAGCCUAUCAGGGUAAGUCCUUCAAAGACUCCAGUGAGGCCAAGGGUCACUCGUCCAGUAUCGCGUUAACCGAUCGGACAUGGUACAACCAAGACUUGAGAGGAUAUUUAGUCAACUUUCCAGUUGAGACUUGUAUGGAAAGGGCAGUGAAAUUGCCUUUUGUUUCAGUUAUUUCCAUCUUUUUCCGUCGCAACUGUUGUUACUUUUUUGUUGCCAGAGCCUUUAGAUGUUCUGCUCUAACUUAACUUUCUAGGUACCCCCAGUCUUGAUCUUAAACUAUUUUACCAUGUCUACAUUUAAGUUAUUUAGUUUCAGUUA